ACCUAAUCCCAUUAUGAUGAUGUGGCCAUGUGAGGCCUGGAUGGAAGGAUCAGAAACUGAAGACUCAAGUUUGGGAACUUAAUCAGAAGCAAACCCAGUAACUAAUAAUGAAUUUGUGAAUUGGAAAAACUUUAAUGAUUAAAAAAAAAAAAAACUGAGAAGUUUCACUUGCUCUCAUCUUCAGAUACACCGGCAUGCUGCAACUUUACCUCCUGCAGCAAAGGACCAUAAUCAAAUCUUCAACAAAUUCAGAGUCUGGCUCUCCCCUAACCUGCAGAAAUAUCAGAUCUCCGUCUCUGCUGCUGUUGACAUGGCAUCACUAGCUCUGGAGCUGAUGGGCUUCUUCUUGGGCCUCCUGGGCAUGAUGGGAACCCUGGUCGCCACGGUGCUGCCCUACUGGCAAAUUUCUGCUCACAUCGGCUCCAACAUCGUCACGGUUGUGGCAAACAUGAGGGGCCUGUGGAUGGAGUGUGUCUAUCAGAGCACAGGGGCCUUCCAGUGUGAGACCUACAACUCCAUGCUGGCACUGCCGGCCGACCUCCAGGCUUCCCGCGCCCUCAUGGUCAUCUCCAUCGUGUUGUCUGUCCUUGCGAUUGGCAUGGCGUCUCUAGGGAUGCAGUGCACUCUUUGCUUGGAGAAUGCGGGGACGGUUAAGAGUCGUGUGGCUGGAGCUAGUGGGGUUUUGUUUCUCGCUGCAGGUUUCCUGUCUCUGAUACCCGUGUCAUGGACCACACAUGAGGUCGUCCAGACCUUCUACAGCCCAAACAUACCGGCCGGCAUGAAGUACGAGAUCGGCGAGUGCCUGUACCUCGGCCUGACCUCCGCGCUCAUCUCCAUGCUGGGUGGUGGACUGCUGAGUGUCUCCUGCUGGGUGGAGGAGGAGGGCGGCCGGGGGAGGCGGCAUGGGUUAGGAUAUCCGUACCCACCAGUAGGAGUUGGGAUGUCUGGCACAGGCGCUCGGACAACUUCACAGACCUACCGCCACCCCACCCUGCAAAUGGGGGCCGUCAACACAGCCAGCCGGACGCAGACAAUGGUCCGAAGUACUAGUACCUCAGAGUCCAGCGCUCAGGGAGCCCCAGGAGCCCCAGGAGCCCCAGGAGCUAAGAAGCCCACUGCAGCAGGAUAUGACAUCACAGGAUAUGUGUGAUAUGGUUCCAGCACUCCGUGAACUAAACACCAAACACAACUUCAGAUUAUGUAAAGGUACUGAAUAUUGAAUAUGGAGGCAACAUUUUAGUGGACUUUUCAAGCUGCCUUCAUUGUAUCCAUGAAGUUAUUUUCAUUGUGAUAAAAGUGGUUUCUUUAAAGGAAAAGUACAGUGGCCCUGAAGUUCAAACAUCAACAAAUCACUCAGACCUACUGCUUCUGUUUUGUUAAAGUCAUUGUGUUUUCUAAUUUGUAAUUGUGCUGAGUUAAUGUGUUUUUUUUAUUAUUUUUUUUUAUUUUUUUUUAAAAAUUGUGUUUAGUUAACGUUGUUGUGUUUUUAAAUUUGUAGAUUUGUUGAAGUGGUUUGCACUUCAGGGCCACCGUAGAACAAAACUUCUGUUUCCAAUUCAAUUGGAUUCAAGUCGGAUUUCCUGGAUGAUUGGGAAAAUGUCCUAAUGUCAAAACCUCCAAGGUGUUUUUUUUUUUUUUUUAGGUUUAUUUCAGACAUUUUACAAGAACAAAGCAAUCAGAUGGAAAGACAACAAAGCAGAGUCAGCAAAAAUAAAUAGCAGAUUAAUAAAUGAUCAAUGCUUCCCCUCUGCCUGUGAUUCAUCAGUAGGGGUGGACAAUAAAUAAGGACUUAGAAUUUUAUCUCAGUAAUUUGUGGUAUUAUUGUGAUAACAUUAAAAUGUAUGCUAUAAAAUUCCCACUUACUAUCUUUUUAGGUAACUGCAUGGCACAGAAUUCAAGACAAAUAUUGAUCUUAAAAACAAAACAAAAAAACAUUUCCAUUUGAAAUAUGGAAAUUGUGAUUUAAAUCACAUACCUGAACACAGUAGCUGAAUUUAUUGACAUCGAGACAAUGAUAAAUCAAAAAUUCUCAUAAGAAGCUUUUCACAAUAAAUAAUAAAUAUGAUAAACUGUUUAUCCUUAUUCAUCAGUUUCUUGUUGGAAAAGUUGUAGAUAGAAGUAAAUACUUAAAUAAUCCCACCCACUUUGUCUUUAAACAUCUUUCAUCUACUUAAUGCCAGUUAAUAAACAACUAAUGAAUUACAUUACAAAUUAAAUAAAAAUGUAUAGUAAUACAAUAAUUCUAUUUAACAUUCAGUUCUUGUCCUCAUUCUAAACAAGAAGCAUCCAUGUAUAAUUUUAACAGUUUUAAGCCAUCACACUGCUUCAGCUACACCUUGUAUAUGCUGGUAAUACUUUUAAAUUUAAGCUGCGCCUCAAGUCAUGUCCUCCCUCACGAAGCUUGAACAUUGUCUGCACAUUUCUUGGUAAUAGAUUAAAGUUAUAGUCUUAUCUUGCCCUGCUUUUCAAAAAAUUCUAGUUAGAGCAGUUUAAGAAGUAAAGUAAGUCAAAAUAAAAUAUAUCACAUAAAUAUAUAAAUUCGUCACAAGAACAAGUUAAAAGCGAAAAGUUUGGGUCCAGUUUGUGGAUGCUGAUACCAAACAACCACCAAAUGAAUGCUGAUGAGUAUUUUAUGUUUGCUGUAAUUAUGAUUUUUAUUGGGUUUCAGUACCUCAACUAAUCUCAACUCCUUAAAAUCUUUCCUUUAGUCCUCUAUCAGUUAGGAGUCAUUUUGAUAUGAAACCAAUGAAAUUGUCAAAACAUUAGUGGGCCUAAAUAGAAAAGAAAAUGUGUAAAAGUGCUUGUUUUUUUAAGUAUCAGUAUAAUGUUUUUGGGAAUAUGUAAAUAUGUAAAUUACAUUUUCCUCUUUUCACUAUAUUCACUUUGCCAAAUUUACACACAACAAAAAUAUUCAUGCCUUUUUUAUUUCACAAAUAAAAGUAAAUUGCAUUCAA
Messenger RNA from Poecilia latipinna (sailfin molly), 2954 nucleotides. It is a transcript of the gene cldn2, whose product is annotated as claudin 2. Bases 311 to 1150 code for a protein of 279 amino acids. The transcript has 3 exons. NCBI's taxonomy places the organism in Eukaryota, Metazoa, Chordata, Actinopteri, Cyprinodontiformes, Poeciliidae. Gene Ontology annotation, molecular function: structural molecule activity. The record is from RefSeq and is a predicted model, not a curated record. Gene Ontology annotation, cellular component: membrane; bicellular tight junction.